AUGGCUGAACGUGACACGAUGCCUGAUCCGACUUCUACACCCGUUGUUGAAUGGACAUGGCGUUCGUUUUCCUGGUCUUACUUUGAGGUCCUUCAUCUUGUUUCUGCUGUUGUAGGUAUCAUCGGAAACUUCUUGGUGAUCCAGGUCCUCAAUCGUCGACGAGCAGCUGAGAGCCGUUCGACGGAUACCCUGAUAGGUGCCCUUGCAGUUGCCGACUUCUUGACGUCUAUUUUUAUCAUCCCUUUACCCUCAGCAGCAAUAGUCCCAACAACACACCUUGGAAAGCUCUACUGCAAGAUGACACUUCCAGGGUUCUUUCUCUUCGUAUCCUUUACGUCGUCCAUCUACAUCCUGACCACAAUAUCAGUAGAACGGUUCCUGGCCAUCGCCUACCCCCUGCGCUUCAAUCAGCUUAUGGCUCGGAAACGCAUCCUUGGUAUCGUCAUCUCUAUGAUCUGGAUCACCUCGAUUGUUGUCUAUGUCAUCUUUAUUGCUACAACGGUCAGUGUCGAUCCUGUCAAACACACAUGCAUCUUGAGUUUCUCGUCACCCGCCUGGAAAGCCGUGUAUGGCUACUUCAUGUUCAGUUUCCGCCUCUUGUUCCCCUGCAUUAUUAUGCUGGUCACCCAAGUGGCCAUUGUCCGAGCUUUGCAACGUAGUUCUGUACGCUUUAAAGGUCAGAUGGCAGUGUCAUUCCACGUCAAAGCCCGCAAUCGCGUCCUCAAGCUCAUGCUCGUCGUCAUCAUCAUCUACGUUCUCACCUGGGGACCCGGUCAGGUGAGUUUCUUUCUCUUUACCAUUGGUGUCUUGCCACCAUCUUACAUCGGGAGUACACUCCACACGUCCAUCAUUCUCCUGACGACGUUGAACUCGUGCAUGAAUCCUGUGAUCUACAUCGCCUGGUUCAGAGAGUUCCGCGUUGCCUUGAAGCAGAUGUUCUCCUGCCAAAAGCGCGGAGAUUCAUCUCCAGUCUUUGAUAAUGUUCCCGAAUCAACCACAGCCACAUCAACCACGCAAAGAUCUGACAGUAAUAUUUAA
Molecule: messenger RNA, 1038 nt
Organism: Lytechinus pictus (painted urchin)
Lineage: Eukaryota; Metazoa; Echinodermata; Echinoidea; Temnopleuroida; Toxopneustidae
Product: galanin receptor 2a-like
Exons: 1
Coding region: 1-1038 (345 amino acids)
Biological process (GO): G protein-coupled receptor signaling pathway
Cellular component (GO): membrane
Molecular function (GO): G protein-coupled receptor activity
Source: RefSeq, a predicted model, not a curated record